Molecule: messenger RNA, 935 nt
Organism: Rubroshorea leprosula
Lineage: Eukaryota; Viridiplantae; Streptophyta; Magnoliopsida; Malvales; Dipterocarpaceae
Source: the annotation of a GenBank genome assembly
AAAGCAUGACAUUACCAAUUGUCUUUAAGUCACAAUUUGCUUCCAUAAGAAUAUAGAGGAUGACAAAUCAAAAUUUGAAGCGUAAUAAAAUUCAAAUGUAUUAGCAUGAAAGCAAAGGAAAUGGCAUAUUGACACGCAAUAACAACUUCAUACUAAGUGCAUUUAAAAGUCGACAAAGAUUUCUUAAAACCCAGAAUUCAAUGUUAAAAAAUUCAACCCUUCCUCAUUUGACUGAUAAAGACGAGCAGAUAUGAAUAUGUAAAGACACAGAAAUUCAGAGUAAACUAGUAAAAUCAUAUAUCAUACAGAGAGAGAAUGCGGACGAGACCCAAUUACGUACCUCCCACUCCGAAGGAGAUCAAUGGCGUGAUCCCAAACAGAAGCACGGAUCUCCUUGGACUCCAAAACAUGGAACUUGGAGCACCUUCCAAGAGCCACAGUGUGGUGAUCACGAACCGGAGGGACGAUCAAGGUCUGGUUCACGAUACCCGCAAUGACAAUUGCAUUCUUAAACCCGACAACUGAUUAUUGAAUUGAACCCGCUAUGAGGUGCGUACCAGAGGAACUUUUGGUUGAGGAUCGAGGUCUUGCAUUGUGAGAAUUGGAUGCCAGAUGUUUUGGCAAAGGUUGAAAGGAGGAAACUUGGGUUGUGGGUGUAGGAGAAAAAGAAGAAGAUGAUGAUAAAGAGAAGGAAGAGAGAAAGAAGACAGCGUAAGAGGACGUAGAGCGAAGAUCUGUACUGGAGAUUCUUCCUGUUCCAUGUUAUGGGGGUGAUACUGGUUCUGUUGGGAUCGAAAAUAUGCCUCACUUUGCUUGGUUUCCAUUGUAGAAACAUAGGAAGUUCUCAGAAGUUCUUGAAGUCUGGAGGCUGGACAGAUUAUACAGGCUUGGGUCUCUGUUUCUAUUUUCGGGCCAGCAUAAUUGGAUUAUAAUCU